Molecule: messenger RNA, 3084 nt
Organism: Mya arenaria
Lineage: Eukaryota; Metazoa; Mollusca; Bivalvia; Myida; Myidae
Product: unconventional myosin-Va-like
Exons: 25
Coding region: 1-3084 (1027 amino acids)
Molecular function (GO): GTPase binding
Source: RefSeq, a predicted model, not a curated record
AUGUCGUUCCACAAGGUGAUGAUGUACAACCAUCCGGAUCCUGUUGACAGGUUAAACAGUGAAGAUCCUGUUAACAAGUUAAACAGUGAAAAUCCUGUUGACAGGUUAAACAGUGAAGAUCCUGUUGACAGGUUAAACAGUGAAGAUCCUGUUGACAGGUUAAACAGUGAAGAUCCUGUCGCCAGGUUAAACAGUGAAGAUCCUGUUGACAGAAUAGAAGAAGAGAUUAAUGCUCGUAGAGAGGAGAAGAUUAAGCUUUUGGAGAGGAUUCGAGGUCAAGAAGAAGAUCUACAAAUAGCUAGUGAAAAUAAAAGGAAGCUGAACGAGAAAAUCGAGGAACUGCAGAAGGAAUGUACGGAACUGAGGACAGCAGGAAAUAAUUUUUAUGACACUCUAGCAGCAAAGUCAAACGAAUUAAGGGAAACACAAGCGCAGUUAAAAACUUUGCAAAGCCAAUUUGAGUUAACUUUGGAUCUUUCGGAAAAGGAAGAGGAACUAGAAAGGUUCCGUAUAGAGUUAAAACAUAAGAGAGGAGAAAAACAGGAUCUCAUCUCGAAGAAUUACUUACUGCAACAGAAAUACGACCAGGAUGUUGAGCUGCGGUUAGAGAACACUAAUAUUAAUUCAGAGCUAGAAGCAGCCAACAAAAAAGUGAAAGAGCAGAUGGAAGCUAUGUUGAAUUCUAACGAUUGUGAUGAAUGGGAGGAACAGAGUAAACUGCUUGUCCAAGAGAUGGAAUCAGAGAGACAGCAACACCAGAGGCUGGUGAAAGAACAUAAUAGGCUUCUACAGAGAUUUGAGAAUAUGCAAGGCAAAAUUCAGAUGUUACAAAGUCUUACCAAGGGCCACAAGCGAACACAUUCAGACAUCAGCAUGCUGAGCCUGGAGUCUGUGACACAUGAAGGACAGAAGGAGGAAGAAGACAAAGACAAGGAUGAUCAGGGUUUUGGUACGGAGAAAAAGAAGAAACAAGAACAUGUCCCACGAACUGCUGUUACCAUGGAAACAGCUAUGAAAAAAUCCUCACCACUGAAUUCUGCUGCUGAAGCAUCAGAGAACUCAUACCAAGUAAAGCCAGCACCUCCAACGCAGAACAUUGAUGUUGGUCUUAUGCUGAAACUGCAAAACAAAAUCAAAGUACAGGAAAAGGAAAAACAUCAACUCAGGUUGAAACUGGACAAAUUGGAAGAACAGGUGAAAGAAGGAACGCCGGGUGACUCGGCCUUUAACAGGCUUAAGAUACUUGAACUUGAAAAUGAGAAUUAUAAGCUGAAACGUGAGGUGGCCAAGCUGAUGGAAUCCAUCGCUAAGACAUCAUACUUCAACAAAGGACAGAAGCCCACUGCUGCGGGCAAGGAAUUCUUAGAACAGUUUGAAGCUCAGGCAGACGAACUGGAGAGAAGGCGAGAGGAGUGUCUACAGUUACGGGUCUUGUUAGCAGAAAAGAGCAUCUCCACACAUUCUAUUGCCAAGCAGUCGCAUGGACAGGAGGAGAUUGUUCAUGAAGACAAUGCGCUGACAAUGGCAUAUAAAUCUCAAAGGGACAUAAAUAGAUUGUUGGAACAACAGCUACAAAAUACGGAGAAGGAACUGAAUGCUAAGAUAAGCGAAAACCAGAAGGAGAUUACCGACCUGAAGAGGGAAAAUGAGAAACAAAACCAACUCAUACAAAAGUCGCUGUCCCUUACCAGUGAAGCCAAGAUCGAAGCUACUAUGCAACAUGAAAUCACCAGACUCACCUCAGAAAAUCUGGACCUGAGCGAGCUGGUGGACCAGCAAGCUGAGCAGAUCAGAAAGCUGAAGAAAAUGCUGAAGGUCUACGCCAAGAGGUUGAAAGAGGGAGAAGCUGCUGAAAUUCAAGCAGAGUUAGAGAGAGAAGAGACGAAGAGCGUGGAAAAUGUGGCCCAGGUGAAACAUCGAGAAAGGAACUACAUGGGCAUGUUGGAAUUUAAGAAAGAUGAUGAAACUGCGCUGUUAAAAGCUCUAAUACUAGAGCUAAAACCAAAGGUGGCUUCUGGCCUGUUACCUGGGCUUCCAGCCUACGUCCUGUUCAUGUGCGUUCGUCACACUGACUAUGUCAACGAUGAUGAGAAAGUUAGAUCAUUCCUGACCAGCACCAUAAUUGGAAUCAAGAAAGUUGUCAAGAAACAUCAUGACGACCUUGACCGUGUCACUUUGUGGUUAGCCAAUACCUGUCACUUCCUGCACACAUUAAAACAAUACAGCGGAGAAAAACAAUUCCAGCAAGAAAACACUCCACGGCAAAAUGAACAAUGUUUACGAAACUUUGAUCUUGCCGCAUAUCGGCAAGUCUUCAGUGACCUUGCCGUGUGGAUUUACCAGACGUUAAUUAAGCUGAUGGAAGCCACAAUACAGCCAUCGAUUGUGGCAGAAGUAUUAGACCAUGUAGCUAUUGCGGGUCUGACGGGUAGAAAACCAAGCGGGCUCCGAGGUAACAGUUCCAGUCGUGCAGAUGACACGCCCGAACAUUCCCUCGAUAGUCUCAUGAAGGCUAUGAACCGAUUUGUACGAGUUCUUAAACAACAUGCAGUUGACCCGGAGCUGGUUAAGCAGACAUUCCGUCAAGUGUACUACUUCCUCGGUGCGAGUGCACUCAACAAUCUCCUAAUCAGGAAGGAGAUGUGUAACUGGUCCAAAGGCAUGCAGAUACGGUACAACCUAUCCCACAUGGAACAAUGGUUACGUGAUAACAAACUCCAGGAAUCAGGUGCGGGAUCCAGCCUAGAACCCAUCGUCCAAGCCUCCCAGCUUCUUCAGGCACGAAAGACCGACGCUGACGUGGACCAUGUGUGUGACAUGUGCUCCAAACUCACUGUUCCCCAGAUUGUCAAAAUCCUGAACCUCUACACGCCGGUAAACGAGUUUGAGGAACGGGUUCCAAUAUCGUUCAUACGCAAAAUUCAGCAGAAGUUGAAAGAACGUGUAAACACUGACAAUUCCCUUCUCAUGGACCUGAAGUUCUCGUAUUCUGUUACAUUCCCGUUCACCCCUUCCAAAAUCAUCCUAGAAACCAUAGAAGUCCCUGAACAACUGCAUAUAAACAAGCUUGUUUCAAGAUGUUAG